AUGGCUAAAAUUCGGUUGAACACUACUCCUCCUCCUCAACCACUACUUUACUGCAUCUUGUUCAUUCUCUUUAGUUUACUCUCCUCCCAAAAUUUAGCUUUUUCCACGGAUCAAAUUUUCAAAACCUUCAUCUUCAGGAUUGAUUCUGAAUCCAAGCCCUCCAUUUUCCCCACUCACUACCACUGGUACACCUCCGAGUUCGCCGAACCAACUCGCAUACUCCAUCUUUACGACACCGUUUUCCAUGGCUUCUCUGCGGUUCUUACUCAACAACAAGUUGCUUCCCUCACCCAACACCCCUCUGUACUUGCAGUCUUCGAGGAUCGUCGCCGCCAACUUCACACCACUCGCUCCCCACAGUUUCUUGGCCUCAGAAACCAGCGCGGUCUUUGGUCCCAAUCCGAUUACGGCUCCGAUGUAAUUAUCGGAGUCUUCGACACGGGGAUUUGGCCGGAGCGCCGGAGCUUCGCCGAUGUUAAUUUGGGCCCCGUUCCUCGUCGCUGGAAAGGGGUUUGCCAGGCGGGGGUUAAAUUUUCGGCCCGUAACUGUAACCGGAAGUUGAUUGGUGCUAGAUUUUUCUCGAAAGGGAACGAGGGAAGUGGCAGUUCCAUCAACGACACCGUCGAAUUCCGAUCUCCUCGAGACGCCGAUGGCCACGGAACCCAUACGGCAUCAACUGCGGCUGGUCGUUACGUUUUUGGGGCAAGCAUGGCGGGCUAUGCUUCUGGAAUCGCAAAGGGCGUGGCUCCAAAAGCCCGAUUGGCUGUUUACAAGGUGUGUUGGAAGAAUUCAGGUUGCUUUGAUUCUGACAUUCUCGCUGCAUUCGACGCCGCCGUCGCCGACGGUGUCGAUGUGAUUUCCAUAUCAAUUGGCGGCGGCGAUGGUAUUUCCUCACCUUAUUAUCUGGACCCCAUUGCUAUUGGAUCUUACGGUGCAGUUGCGAGGGGUGUUUUUGUGUCUUCUUCGGGCGGAAAUGAUGGGCCCAGUGGAAUGUCAGUGACCAACCUUGCUCCGUGGUUGACGACGGUCGGAGCAGGCACUAUUGAUCGGGAUUUCCCUGCGGAGGUUAUAUUGGGUGAUGGACGCAGACUCUCCGGCGUGUCUCUUUACUCAGGAGCGCCAUUGAAGGAGAAAAUGUAUCAACUAAUUUAUCCCGGAAAAUCAGGGGUACUUACGGAUUCACUGUGUAUGGAAGAUGCACUGGAUCCCAACAUUGUGAAGGGCAAGAUAGUAAUUUGCGACAGGGGAAGUAGCGCGAGAGUUGCCAAAGGGCUGGUGGUUAAGAAAGCCGGUGGCGUUGGAAUGAUUCUGGCAAAUGGUAUGUCUAACGGAGAAGGUCUUGUUGGGGAUGCUCAUCUUCUUCCUGCAUGUGCACUCGGUGCUGACGAAGGUGAUGUCAUCAAAGCAUACAUCUCAUCCUCUACUAAUCCCACGGCCACCAUUGAUUUCAAAGGAACUGUACUUGGAAUCAAACCGGCACCGGUUCUGGCAUCGUUCUCUGCCAGAGGACCCAACGGGUUGAACCCGGAGAUACUUAAACCGGAUUUGAUUGCACCGGGAGUCAACAUUCUCGCAGCUUGGACCGAUGCGGUUGGUCCUUCUGGUCUUGAUUCUGAUACGCGGAGAACUGAGUUCAGCAUCUUGUCGGGUACUUCAAUGGCUUGUCCACAUGUGAGUGGUGCAGCUGCCUUGUUGAAAUCUGCGCAUCCUGAUUGGAGCCCUGCUGCCGUAAGGUCGGCGAUGAUGACGACGGCGACUCUGCUUGACAAUUCUAACCACCUCAUGAUCGACCAAGCCACCGGCAAUGGUUCCACGCCCUUUGAUUUCGGCGCUGGACAUCUCAAUUUGGGUCUUGCCAUGGACCCUGGUUUGGUAUACGAUAUCUCCGACGAUGACUACGUCAACUUCUUAUGCGGUAUCGGUUAUGGGCCUAAGGUAAUUCAGGUGAUUACUCGAUCAGCACCGAAUUGUCCGGCCAGGAAGCCGUUGCCGGAGAAUUUGAAUUACCCAUCGUUUGUUGCUCUGUUCCCCGGCGAGUCCAGAGGGUUGUCGAAAAAGACGUUCAUCCGGACGGUGACGAACGUGGGCCCGACAAACUCGGUUUACAGGGUGAGGGUGGAGUCGCAGGUGAAAGGGGUGACGGUGACGGCGAGGCCAUCGCAGCUUGUGUUCUCUGAGACAGUCAAGAAGGGUAGUUUCGUGGUGACCGUGACGGCGGAUACCAGGAAUCUGAUGAUGGGACAGUCCGGGGCAGUGUUCGGGUCGCUUUCUUGGACGGACGGAAAACGCGUGGUUCGGAGCCCCAUAGUCGUUAGUCAAUUUGAACCCUCGUAA
Gastrolobium bilobum is the source of this 2334-nucleotide messenger RNA. Its product is annotated as subtilisin-like protease SBT1.6. Gene Ontology annotation, biological process: proteolysis. Lineage: Eukaryota; Viridiplantae; Streptophyta; Magnoliopsida; Fabales; Fabaceae. The record is from RefSeq and is a predicted model, not a curated record. Gene Ontology annotation, molecular function: serine-type endopeptidase activity. The transcript has a single exon. Bases 1 to 2334 code for a protein of 777 amino acids.